UGCUCCUCUGGAUUCGUUGAAAUCACAUCACAGUUCCUGAUAGCCGCAUAUCGUCAGUCGGUGCCGGAACUGUAAAAACGUCUCAUCCCACUCCGCGUGCGCUGGCAGAUUUACGUCGGACUUCAGCCGCACGAGACAAACAGCGGCAAUUAUCUGGAGGAAAAGAUCGCGCGACACCGAACACGCGAGAGCUCGGGAACACGAGCGGAGAUUGUCACGGUCCACAGUCAUUUCCCGCACGAGGAGACGAGGGAUAUAGAGAAAGCAUCUCUAAUAAAUACAUGAAGCCUGAGGCGCAUUGUGAUAUGGAGCUGCGGAGGUUUUCGCGUUGCAGUUGACGACGUUAAGACAGCAGGAAUACGGCACGGUUACCGACAUCUGCUUCGUAUCGCAGGUAGUUAACGCAAACUAACGACGGUAUUUCGCGCAAAGGACCACCUUUACAAUUCGGUUACCGCUACAAGUUUUUCUACCAAAAAUUACUGUGUAUGCAGAACUCAGGAUAUUGACAAUGUUGAAAACUCCACAAAAACGGAAUGAAAUAAGGAACAUUUCGAAGAUAUAUUUCCACCAGUGCGCCUCAUUUAUUGCCUUUCCAUCCCGUUUUGGACGCCAAAAGUGAAAGAAAAACGUCAGUCUGUCGGAUUCCAUAACACUUCAACUGGUUAACUACAAGUAAUAGAUGGUAUUUGUCGUCCGAGCCUCGUCACUUGUGCAGAUGUGCUCUGGUUCAUUUUUAACCUUUCUGUAGGGUGUUGAUGGAGAGCCUUUCGAAUGACAGCCGGGACAGUGGUAAUCACAGGUGGAAUUCUCGCUACAGUAAUCUUACUGUGCAUUAUUGCUGUACUGUGCUACUGUAGACUGCAGUACUAUUGCUGUAAGAAGGAGGAGUCGGAGUCAGAGGAGGAGGAGCCUGACUUCGCGGUUACGUCUCGCUUGCCGCCGGUCCACUCCAACCACAACAUCCUGGCGGCGACCGUCCCCGUGGCAACCGCCCUCAAUGGGCCCGCCCUCUUCACCCCACCACCGCCGCGGAAACUGACGCGCUCGCAGACCUACUGCCCAUCCUGCACGCAUUACGAGCUGCCGUUUUACCUGCAGCAGCCGGAGGGUCUGAGGAAUGGCGGCGAACGCAUUGGCUACCGCAGCGUGCAUCAACAAGAUUUGGGGCUACCCGCUCGGAUACCCACCCCCCUGCCCACACAGUAUUCCACUCAGUUAUCCACCCAGCUACCCACCCAGCUGCCGACACCCCUAGGCAACUACCACAAACUAAACCUCAGCCGCUCGGUUACCAUGAGGGAUAUGUUCACCCGGAGCUGCAGCAUCAGCACGGACGUGUAGCCACUUUUGUGGCGUCCAAACGCUUUGUGCUUACAGAGAUAACAGAAAGUCAAACAUUGUUAAUCAAUGAUUUGGAAUGCACUACUUUUUGCCCGCGUUAAGAAAUGGCGUCUGGCAAGUUAGGGUCGAGUAUUUAGGAUAUAAUCUCAGUGCAUUUGUUUGUAAAGGGCAGCUGAUGCCCAUGCUGCUAAAGAACUAGAGGACGAUGGGGUGAGACCAGAAACGCUGGCGUCCUCGCCCUUCCUCAAACCUUUUCCUUUAGUUCUCGUUCCUUUGUGUUGUAAUUUCGAUCGUCGCAACGAAGUCAAGGAGAUGCUCAUUUUUAUGCUCACAAUUUUCAAAGGAUACGGUACAAUGAAAAUGCUGACGUGUCAUUUUUGAAAAUAGAGUCUUGAUCGAAACUUUUUUAAUGUUCAUGUAGCGUACGUAUUGAAUGGUAUUUUAGCAGAAUUAUAGUUCGAAAUAAACGACAGACUUGAUUUUAACAAACCAACCGACUGACCGUCCUGCAAUAAAUCUGCUGAAUUAAAACAUGAUCUCAGUAGACAUGCCGUGUUUCGUUUAUACAGUAACAUGAUGGGAUGAGAGGCAUUAUUUUUCACAGACUCUGCUCUGUGUGCUGUUAUAAAUAUUAAUAGAUGUUUAAAUCGCAAGCGAUUUGUUUUUGGAUGUUUUCUGCUUUGGUCACAUUUGAUACCUGAACUGGUCGACAUUUUGCUCCACAUGCAUUAAUACGUCAUAUUCAUGGGGGAUUUACACGUUUCCUAAUUAUUUUACAAAUCCGGAUGUGAAAUGAGUGCACGGGCCGAGGAGCUGGAUUCUGAAUUUGAAGGGCUGCAUUUGAUCACUCUAAACGCUGCUUGUUGGACUAUGAACAGAACAUCUUCUGCCAGAAGGCUUUCUUUCCUCUAAUGUUCAUGAGUACGGAGGCUUUCAUUAGCCUAUUUCCUGCCUUGAUGUACAGAUCGGUGGGGCGAAAAACAACUUUCCUCUUUUAAAACGACAGUGAUUAUUAUUGUUUUUAUUCUUCUGUUGUUUCUGGAAUCCUUUGGUUUGACAGUGAUGUUUUAUGGCAGUGUGGAGCUCCACACUACAGUCCUACAGGUGAUUUUUGCCUUCUGUGGUCACCGUGUGAUUGUGUUGUGAUUUCUAGCCUUGCUCUUCUCUAUCACUCAUCAUGAGCUUUACUCCACGCUCUCUCAUGUGCACACACAAGUUACAGUGCCUGUAUUAUUAUGAUUUGUUGCAUUGCUAGUUUAUCACAGUAUUUUUGUUUCAGCCACCAGUAGAUGAUAUUGUUUUCAUGUUCUAAAGUGAUGCCGAAAUGUUACUGUAUUGGAUAAAUACAAUUAAGAACACA
Triplophysa dalaica is the source of this 2704-nucleotide messenger RNA. It is a transcript of the gene fam163ba, whose product is annotated as family with sequence similarity 163 member B, genome duplicate a. The record is from RefSeq and is a predicted model, not a curated record. The transcript has 3 exons. NCBI's taxonomy places the organism in Eukaryota, Metazoa, Chordata, Actinopteri, Cypriniformes, Nemacheilidae. Bases 775 to 1344 code for a protein of 189 amino acids.